Trichosurus vulpecula (common brushtail) is the source of this 704-nucleotide messenger RNA. RefSeq names its product HD domain containing 2 (gene HDDC2). The transcript is spliced from 7 exons. Bases 35 to 640 code for a protein of 201 amino acids. The record is from RefSeq and is a predicted model, not a curated record. Gene Ontology annotation, molecular function: 5'-deoxynucleotidase activity. Gene Ontology annotation, cellular component: cytoplasm. NCBI's taxonomy places the organism in Eukaryota, Metazoa, Chordata, Mammalia, Diprotodontia, Phalangeridae.
ACUGAGCGACCAGGUCGGCCUGCCCGCCCGCCCCAUGGCUUCUGCUCACGGUGGCGGCGGCGGGACCCGGAACCUGCUGCAGUUCCUGCGGCUGGUAGGCCAGCUCAAGAGAGUGCCACGUACAGGCUGGGUAUACAGAAAUGUGGACAAGCCAGAAAGUGUGUCCGAUCAUAUGUACAGAAUGGCUAUCAUGGCUUUUGUAGCUGAAGAUAAGCAUCUUAAUAAAGACAGAUGUGUCCGGCUUGCCCUGGUUCAUGAUAUGGCAGAGUGCAUCGUUGGUGAUAUAGCCCCUGCAGAUAACAUCCCUAAAGAAGAAAAACACAGGCGAGAAAAGGAAGCUAUGAAGCGGCUAACCCAGCUGCUAUCAGAAGACAUCCGGAAGGAAAUCUACACUCUCUGGGAAGAGUAUGAGAACCAGUCCAGUGCAGAAGCCAAGUUUGUGAAACAGCUGGACCAAUGUGAAAUGAUUCUCCAGGCAUUCGAGUAUGAGGACCUAGAGAACAAACCUGGAAGGCUUCAAGAUUUCUAUGACUCAACUGCAGGAAAAUUCAGCCAUCCUGAAAUAGUCCAGCUUGUUUCUGAACUUACAGCAGAAAGAAACGCCAAAAUCACUGCAGGAACCAGUGAACCUCACUCUUGAGGAAAACCUGUGUUCAGAUGUACAGAGUGAAGAACCCAACAGGAGACAUGCAGAUGAGGUUCAG